This is a messenger RNA of Spizellomyces punctatus DAOM BR117, 2602 nucleotides long. RefSeq lists its product as uncharacterized. Bases 50 to 2413 code for a protein of 787 amino acids. The transcript has 3 exons. Gene Ontology annotation, cellular component: cytoplasm; nucleus. Lineage: Eukaryota; Fungi; Chytridiomycota; Chytridiomycetes; Spizellomycetales; Spizellomycetaceae. Gene Ontology annotation, molecular function: protein binding. The record is from RefSeq and is a predicted model, not a curated record.
AAAACGAGGUUUGCUUACCUUUUGACAUCUGCGUCAAGCAGCCAACGUCAUGUUUCUUCUUAGGAACCUCGGCAACCUGGUUUUUGGGGCGGGCAACAAUGAUAGCCUGGUAGAGUUGUCCUCAGGGCAGCUGUAUAAAAUAGAUCCUCGUGCUGGUAGUGGAAAACAGCUUACCUUUCGGAAUGCAGCCGCGACGAUUCGUCGUACUAGCACUCCGUACAACUACCAGCUUGUCAUAACUCGUCUGUACGAGGAAGGAGAGGACAAUGCUGACGAAGACGAUCUGUUGAAUGAUGAACGCACAUUUUUACUCGACGCGAAGCUCAGAUUCCGGCGGGUUGGGGACCGGAAAGGUCCAUCUUUGCUCCACUGGGCGGACUUGGAGGAUGAUAGUGGACAAUGCGGAUGGGAAUUUGCUGUCGACUCGACGAUCAAAGAACCGACGCUGGCUCUUUUCGAGGAUACCGCUUACACCUGCAUGUUUGAGAGGAUGGCUGGAAAAUCUCAUGCGGACGUCAGCGAUGAUGAGCUGACUGCGUUUGUUGAUCAAGUGAAGGCAAGGGCUGCUGCCAACCCAAUCGGGCAGAGAAGAAAGGAUAUUCAGUCUCCUCGCACUCCCCUCAGCGCUAGUUCAACUAAUCAGCGGAACCCCGAAUUGCGCACUCCUCAACAGUCAUUGAACCCGAGCUCGCCUGCACCCGCAACACCUACUCCAGCGUUCUCUGGCAGAAACGCAUCAUUGACGUCUCAGCAGAGCACACCUGUUCGGCCAGCUUUACCAUCUGCUGCAGUACCGGAAGGGAUGGUGUUGGAUUCCACAAAAGCCCAAUUAUUUGUUUUUGACAUUCGGGUGUAUCAUUUUGUCCUGAUGCAGAACGUUGUGACCGCCGAGCUGAUUGAAACCGAAGCGUACCAGUUUCACCUUGUUGUGAAGGAUGCCGACCGCGUGUGGGUGAGCCAGCCUAUUGAAGACAGAAUGUCACCGACUUUUAACGUGGAGCAACGAUCGUUCGUAUGGGUUCAAUACGAUCCGGUGACUGGUAAACCGCUUUACACCUGGUCUCUCAAGUUUACCGGUGAACCUGGGUCUGAAGCUGAGUUCAAACAGCUGAUAUCUGAAUGCGUGUACGCGACGAUGAACAAAGAGGAGUUUAAAAAGAUGAAGAAGGAUGAGCAAGAAUAUUUGAUGAAGAUAUAUGAAGAGGACCCGAUGGAUGUGGAUGAGCCCGAGGAGGAGCCGGCAGAGGAGGAAGAAGAGGAAUGGGAAGAAGAGGUUGAUACCGCUCGGCAAGAUGCUACCGAUGGCCCUGACUCGGAUGAUGAGAAUGCGCAUCUCAACCAACUCGGAGCAGGAAGUAAAAACAGUCAACUAGCCGUUGGGUACAAGAACGACCGCUCCUUUGUAGUGCGAGGUGACAAAAUUGGUGUCUUCCGACACACCGACGAUGAUCAACUUAAAUUCUCCACAACUAUCAACAAUAUUCGCACCCUCAAUGGUAACACGUUCUCGCCCCGCAAGAUUAUGUUGCAUGAACAGGAUACAUCCAUGGUCAUGAUGAAGCCUGGGGACGACCACAAUUUGUACAAAAUGGAUCUGGAAUACGGGAAAGUCGUGGAAGAAUGGAAAGUAGAUGAAAACCGUACCGUCCAAGAGAUUGUACCCGAUACCAAAUAUGCGCAACUAACCCCGGCAAAAACACUGGUUGGUAUCGGCCACAACUCUCUAUUCCGCAUCGACCCGCGUCUGGCAGGUACCAAAAUUGUCGAGAACGAAUCUAAGCAGUAUGCUUCAAAGUACGGAUUCACAUGUGCGGCCACCACUGGCAAGGGCGAGCUUGCGAUAGGGUCAGAAAAGGGAGAGAUCCGCAUGUACAAUAAGCUGAACGUCAGAGCCAAAACGAAUCUGCCUGGUCUGGGUGAUCCCAUUAUUGGCAUCGAUACGACGGAAAACGGCAAAUACAUUAUCGCGACAUGUAGGAGCCACCUUCUGCUCAUCGAUACUGAGAUUAAGGGCGCAGGUGGACAAAGCGGCUUCCAAAAGAGUAUGGGAGGAUCCAAACCUCAACCAAAGCGAUUGCAACUUAAGCCGGAACAUGUUGCCUGGUUGGGGUCUGAGAUCAACUUUACGCCUGCAAGAUUCAGCACGGGCGAUUCCGAAGAAAGCGCCAUUAUUACGUCUACGGGUCCGCAUGUCAUUCGGUGGAACUUCCGGAGAGUGAAAGCUGGAAAACUCUACGAUUAUACGAUCAAAACCUAUGCGGACAAAGUGGUCGCCGAUAACUUCAAAUUCGGUCAGGACCGUGCAAUGAUUAUCACAUUGCCUGAGAACGUGGAAAUGAUUACCAAGAAUAAGCUCUCCACCCCGGUGAAAAUGCUCAAAAGCCGGAAUAGUAUCGUUAACUCUCCUUAUUAGUAGCAUAGCAGUUGACUUCGAAAGUAAAUGUAGGAAUAGCUUGACAACUGGGUAUUAUCCUCAGAAAUAUCAGUAUACGUGUAUAUAGAGUGUCGCAUCGCAUUACAUAUCUCUCUCUGUUACUUGUUAGUAUUUUGAAGGAACUCCCUGUUAACGUCAUCUUUAAGUGAAGCUCGUUUUGUCCCACCA